Messenger RNA from Diorhabda sublineata, 5310 nucleotides. It is a transcript of the gene S6kII, whose product is annotated as ribosomal protein S6 kinase 2 beta. Gene Ontology annotation, molecular function: magnesium ion binding; ribosomal protein S6 kinase activity; ATP binding. The transcript has 13 exons. Gene Ontology annotation, biological process: intracellular signal transduction; protein phosphorylation. Lineage: Eukaryota; Metazoa; Arthropoda; Insecta; Coleoptera; Chrysomelidae. Bases 387 to 2618 code for a protein of 743 amino acids. The record is from RefSeq and is a predicted model, not a curated record.
AAUUGAUGUGUGUUGUAUUUUAGAGGUGGGAAUACCUAUUUCCAUAUGUUGAAAGGUCGAAUUUUUAAAUCAAUAUAAUAACAUUAAUUGAAAGACUUAAUUAUUUGGUUGCUGUUUUAUUUAUAGUAAAUGUUGAAGUAACGUAUAAAUCGAUGAUUUUUUAUUUUUUUAUUUAAUAAUUAGUUAUUUUGUAACUGAAUGUGCUCCAUCUAUAAGAACGUUAUUGAAAUAAUUAACCAUCACUAGUAUAUAUAUAUAUAUAUAUAUGUAUAUGUAUUUUUUUAACAAGUAUCUGGCUUGGUCAAAAGUUAAAGUUUUUGCUAGCCAUUUUUGCUGAAAAUAGUGAUGUGAAAAGAAUAAUAUAGUUUUUUUUAAAAGAAAUUACUAUGCCGUUAGCAAAUUCGGGAGAACCAUGGCAAAUUCAUCACGCCGAUACAGAGUCUCAGUCUGGAGACGCUGAAGAACAAAAUUCCACAGAAGAUUCCGGACCUAAUGAAGGAGAACAUGAAAUCGAGCUUGGGGAAUUGGUGCGAGAUGGUCACGAUAAAGCGGACCCCUCCCAGUUCGAACUGCUCAAAGUCCUCGGAGAAGGUUCCUUCGGGAAAGUAUUUUUGGCCAGAAAAGUGGUCGGAACGGAUGCUGGCACUUUAUACGCCAUGAAAGUACUGAAAAAGGCUACGUUGAGAGUUCGAGAUAGACACCGUACGAAAAUGGAAAGAAACAUUUUGGUGGACGUCGAACAUCCUUUCAUAGUAAAACUCCAUUACGCCUUUCAGACCGAAGGAAAACUCUAUUUGGUGUUGGAUUUUCUCAGAGGCGGAGAUUUAUUUUCUAGGUUAAGUAAAGAGGUUAUGUUCACAGAAGAAGACGUAAAAUUUUAUCUAGCCGAAUUGGCGCUAGCCCUAAACCACUUACAUUCACUAGGGAUCAUUUACAGGGAUCUGAAACCUGAAAAUGUUCUAUUAGAUUCAGACGGACACAUAGCUCUGACAGAUUUCGGUCUUUCUAAAUCCCCUUUGGAAGAAGGAAAAGCCUACAGUUUUUGCGGGACGGUGGAGUAUAUGGCGCCGGAGGUAAUAAAUCGAAAAGGUCAUACUUUCGCGGCGGAUUGGUGGUCGUUCGGGGUACUAAUGUACGAGAUGUUGACUGGUACUUUACCGUUUCAAGGUACCAAUCGUCGGGAAACCAUGAGUCAGAUACUGAAAGCUAAAUUGGGUAUGCCGGCUAAUCUUAGUCCGGAAGCCCAAAGUCUUUUGAGAGUUUUGUUUAAAAGGAAUCCGCUCAACAGGUUAUGUUCCGGUCCCGGCGGUAUAGAAGAUUUGAAAAACCACGAAUUUUUCGCUACUAUCGAUUUCGAUGCUUUGUUAACGAAAAAUAUAAGACCGCCGUUUCAACCGGCCGUUUGUGGUCCGGAAGAUGCUUAUUUCGAUUCGGAAUUUACCAGUAGAACGCCGAGGGAUUCGCCCGGAGUGCCCGCCAGUGCCAACGCUCACGAAUUAUUUAGAGGAUUUAGUUUCAUAGCUCCAUGUUUGUUGGAAAACGGUAAUAUGCCGAAAAAAAUGGAAACCCCAAUGUAUUCAGUAAGAAUGAACGAUCGUAAUUUUUUCGACGAUUACGUCCUUUUAGACCGUAUCGGUGUAGGUAGUUAUAGCGUUUGUAAAUUGGGUAGACAUAAAACGACAGGACAACAAUACGCCAUAAAGAUCAUUAACAAAUCGGUAUUCGACUGUAGAGAAGAGGUGGAAAUAUUAGCGCGAUACGGUAAACACCCCGGUAUUGUUUCUUUGAAAACUGUUUAUGAAGAUGCCAAUAAAGUGUAUUUGGUACUACAGUUGCUCAAAGGGGGCGAUUUAUUAGACUAUAUUGUAACAAGGAGGAUUCUUACUGAAUACGAAGCCGCUACAGUUUUAAAAUCUUUAGCUUCGGCAGUAGCAUAUUUACACGAAAAUGGUGUAGUUCAUCGAGAUUUAAAACCCGCUAAUAUUUUGUUUGCAACUGAAGAUAAAUGUUUGGAAAGUGUUACAAUCUGUGAUAUGGGUUUUGCCAAACAGUUAAGAGCAGAAAACGGACUUCUAGUGACUCCUUGUUACACAGCGAAUUACGUAGCUCCGGAAGUAUUAAAAAGACAAGGAUACGACGCCGCUUGCGACAUAUGGUCUUUAGGAGUAAUUUUGUAUAUAAUGUUAUCGGGUAGAUGUCCUUUCAGUACGACCAAUAAAGACAGUCCUCAGAAGAUAUUGAAAAGGAUCGGAUCUGGAAUAAUCGAUUUACAGAAUGGUAAAUUAUCGGAAAUAAGUAACGAGGCGAAGUUAUUAGUAACGGAAAUGCUACAUAUUUUACCGGAAAAACGUCCUACAGCCGCACAGCUCGUGAAACAUCCUUGGGUGAAACGUUCAUCGGCUUUAUAUCAACAACAUCACAAAUUACAACCGCGUAAUUCGGAAGUGGCCGUUCAAGAACCUCACCUCAAGGAGGCGGUCGCAGCCACGUUUCGAGCGAUAGCUACGUCUCCUCAGAUAGCCCAUCUCGGUCCCGUAGCCAUGUCCGAAUUGGCUAGGAGAAGAUUUAGGGAUAAAGCGUUGAAUCGAGUGACCGAGCAAGCGAGGAAAGUGGAUUGAAUUUGAACGGAUGUGGAUUUGGUUGAAAUGUUCAGGUUUUGUGUAAAUACGGUGAUGCAUAUCGAUGAUACACUCUUCCAAGAAAUUUAGGGUUGAUUCUUUCACGGUUAGAUAUAUAUUUGUAGUAUUUUGUCCUCAUCUUGAACUAUUUGCUUGAAAAAGUUACAUUUCGUUCUUGAAAUGAUUUUUUUUUACUAUCCAAAUAGACUAUAAGUCUUUCCGGAUGUUCGGGUAUCCUCUAUUGUUGUAAGUUGGUAGUUCAAAUGUACCCUAAUGGAGGUUAUCAAAUAUUGUUACAGGAUCUUAUUUAUUUUUUGAGUUUCGUAUUUUUUUGUUGCUUUUUCUUUUUGUUGAAGGGUUUUUUAUUGUUUUUGUAUCCUCCAAACAGACUAUAACGUUUUUUAACCAUUGAAUAUUUUCUUUUUUUCUGUAUCAAGUUUAACAAAGGUUGUAACGAAACUACGAUUUUAUUAAAAUGUAAACAAUGGGUAGUUCAAAUGUACCCUAAUACAAGUCAUCAUUUUUCUAAUUGAUCAAAAUUGAAUGUUUUUUUUUAUAUAAAUAGGAAAUAAUCAAUUUAUCUUUAAAAAUUUUACUCUUUUUUGUCUAAAUAUUGUCAAACUUGUUUUGAGCCAUUUUUUUCCUUGAAAAAAUUUUAUAUAGACCUUUUUACUUUCCAAAUAGACUAUAACUUUUUUAUUCCUCAUUUAGAGUUGAAAACUUGAUUAGUAGGUCAAAUAUACCCUAAAAUAACUUUAAUCGAAAAAAAAUCAUACCUACUAUAACGGAUCGUCUUAAUAGUUACUAUAUUUUCGAAAUAACUAUUUUUCGUUCAAACGAUGCAAAUUUUGGUGUUUACUGUCAAAAUUAUCAAAUUUUUCUGUUUUUUUGACUUUUUUUGAAGCCAUUUUCAUAUCAAAAUGCCUUUUCUACACUUUUCUACUUUCCAAAUAGACUAUAACACUUUUACCAAAGUAAAUUUCUUUCUAUUGAUCUUUUUAUCCUGUAUAAACAUUAUUUUCUACAAAUUUCAUCACAUUUUAAGUCGUUUUCCAAAAAAAUUAACAUAUUUACUUGUUUAUUUUCGUUGUAUCACUUUUUUCUAAUUAUUUUUCAUAUAAAAAUGUCUAGUAGUUCAAAUCUACAACCAAAUUUCAUAAUAAAACCAUUUUGGUAUCAAAUAUCUUCAUAGAACCAAAUAUAAUUUAAAAAAAAGUUUUUUCUUUUCGUAUAAAUCAUAAUUUCAAAAUUUUUCACUAAAAGAUUUCAUCAAAACAACAUAACAAAUUUUAGCCAUCAAAUCAUCUCUUAUUGUUCAUUUUCUUCAACUUCAAUAACAUUAAUCAAAUCCCAAGCAAUUUUACGCAAAUAGUAGUUCAAAUGUACCCAAAACCCCGCGAGUCUAUUAUCAAUUUUUUUUCGAAAUUCUAUGAUACUAAUAUUUUUUUGGGGUAGUGUAUCUUUUUAAUUAUAAAAUCGUUCCUCUAAUUAUUCGCUAAUGUGCUGAUUGUACCGAAAAAAAAUUGUAAAUAAAUAUCAACACUGCUCUGGAAUUGUAUGAAAAUUAUUUUUAUCGCGUUAAUUUUUCCUUGUGUCGAUUUAAGUGCCAAAAAAUUUAGUCGAAUUCAAAAAAAUAUCGAUAUUUAAUUAAAUUGAUAUUAUUUUAACAUAUUAUAUUUAUUUUUUUAUAUAAUAUAUAUUCAAAAUUGCUUCAAAAUCACUUUAUGGGUUAUUCUUGAAAUAUUAAUCGUGGCUUUUAAUAAAUACUGAAUAAAAUCUAUUAUAAUACCUCAGCGAGCUGGCAAUCUUUUUACGAGCUUCAUUAUUUCCUUAUAAAUAUCGCUGUAAUUUUUAUUUUUGAUUCCUAGUAAUUCGUAGACAUUAGAAAAAAAAAUAAAAUGAUCUAAAUUCUAAUAAAAAAAAAUCUAUUUUUAUAUUUUUUGUUUAUAUUUUAUUAUUAUUCUCUGAAUUUUUACAGAAAUUAAUAAAUCGUCAUGGUAGUUCAAGUAUACCUUCUUCAUUUAUGAACAUAUAUCCAAUUUUCAUAAUUAUUUUUUCAAAUUAACAUUUUUUUCAUAUUUUUGUCAAUUUAAACGAUCCUUUACGUUUCGGUAAAUAAUAAUGACCACCCUGUAUAUAUUUUCACAUUAAAAUUAUUUUUCACUCGUAUAUAUUUGUUUUUUUUUUCUAUAUAUUUCCAUGAUUCAGUUAGGAAAUAAAAUCGAAAGGCUUCGAUUUUUUUUUCUAAAUUGGUGUCAAACUAAACUGUCAAAAUUUUUAUUAUUUUGAAAUCUAUCGAAUUCAAAAAAUAAACCCGAUUUAAAAAUAUUUGGUUUGUGACGUUCAAAUUUCUCGACAUUUGUCAAAUAAUCAAAAAAAUUUUCCUAUUUAGAGCAAGCUCUAAUCGGUUUGUGCUACUACAUCUCUCUUGAACACGUCACCUGUUACUGAUUGAUAGUUUACUAUUUGGUACAUAGAUGGAGGCACUGUUACGUAAUUUAAUUCAGUAGUUUUUGUUUUAAAAUCCAGUGUUGAAUUAAUUUUGGCGGUUUGGUUCACUAAUUUGAAUUUUAUAUUCGAUACAAAACGAAAGACUACAUUUUUUUUAAAUCACAUUUAUCGAAAUUUUCGGUAAUGCUUCCUACCUACAGAUUCGUUUUGAAAUUUGUAUUGCUUUCAGCUUUCUUCGUAU